Molecule: messenger RNA, 1755 nt
Organism: Miscanthus lutarioriparius
Lineage: Eukaryota; Viridiplantae; Streptophyta; Magnoliopsida; Poales; Poaceae
Source: the annotation of a GenBank genome assembly
AUGCUGAAGAAGGCUCUCUCUGAGCACAUGCCUGACAAACACCCUCUUAGGAAGCCCCAAAUUGCGCAGCAAAUUCCCAUUCCUGUCACAACUCAACAGCCAGUGCUGGAAUCCGAAGAUCUUCAUCCUGCAGAACUGGCAUCUGUUGGAGUGCCAACUGAAUCCGGUGCACGAGGACCCAAACCUUGUUCUGUACAAGGAUUGGCAUCAGUAGAAGCUUGGGCAUUUGGAAUGGCAGCAACAGAAGCAUUUGCAUUUGGAUUGGCAGCAGUUAAAGCAUUUGCAUUUGGAAUGACAACAGUAGAAGCAUUUGCAUUUGGAAUGGCAACAGUAGAAGCACUUGCAUUUGGAAUGGCAGCAGCACGAGCAUUUGCAUCAGGAUUGAAAUCACCUAGGCUCUCCCGGGCGGCGGCGACAUCGACGGUGGUCACCCACCUGCCGGGAUUCGAUGGCCCUCUUCCCUUCUACCUGGAGACCGGGUACGUGGUGACAGAGGAGGAGACCGGGGCGGAGCUGUUCUACUACUUCGUGGAGUCGGAGCGGAGCCCGCGCACGGACCCCUUGCUCCUGUGGCUGUCGGGCGGGCCCCGGUGCAGCGCCUUCAGCGCACUUGCGUUUCAGAAUGGUCCUCUAAAGUUUGUUGUGGAACCAUAUGACGGCACAUUGCCGAGAUUGGUCUACAAUCCAUAUUCCUGGACACAGAUGGCAAGCAUUCUCUUCCUGGACUCGCCUGUUGGUUCUGGUUUCUCUUAUGCACGUGAUCCCAAAGCUUAUGAAGUUGGAGACAUCUCAUCUUCUAGGCAGGUCUUGACAUUUUUGAGAAAGUGGUUUGAUGAUCACCCAAAGCAUCUUUUGGAUCGUCCUUUCUACAUUGGUGGAGAUUCAUAUGCGGGAAAGGUGGUUCCUCUGAUUGCACACUACAUUUCAGAAGGAAUUGAAGACAUGCAACAACCACUUAUUAAACUGAAGGGUUAUAUUGUUGGUAAUCCUUUUACAGGCGACAAAAUUGAUACCAACUCCAGAGUUACGUUUUCUCAUUCAUUUGGAAUCAUCUCUGACCAACAAUAUGAGGCUUUCAUCAAAAACUGCAAAGGAGAUUUCCUAAACCCGACAAACGAACCUUGUGCUGAUGUGGUACAGACUAUUAGCAAGCUCAUGUCAGAAGUUAGAAAAGGGAACAUAUUGCGACCAAUAUGUCAUAUUCCUUCACAAAAACGAAGAGGUGCUCUGGAAGGUGUGUCAUCUCUAGCAGAGGAACGCUACCACUAUCAGCUUAGUGAAGCACCUGAUGAACCUCCCUUUUAUUGUUUCUAUGAAUACCGCUACUACCUGUCCUACUUUUGGGCCAAUGAUAAUGUUGUUAGGGCUGCUAUUGGAAUCAAGGAGGGAACAGUGGUGGAAUGGAUUAGGUGCAAAAGACCUCCAAUUCUUCCUUAUGUGUAUGAUCUUCCCAACAGCAUCAAAUACCAUUUCAACCUCAGCAUUAGAGGAUAUCGCGCUCUUGUAUACAGUGGAGACCAUGACCUCAUCAUACCGUUUAUGGGCACACAAGCAUGGACCAGAUCCUUCAAUUUCUCCAUAGUUGAUGAUUGGAGGGCCUGGCACCUUGAUAACCAGGCAGCAGGAUUCACAAUCAUGUAUGCUACCAACCUGACGUUUGCGACAAUAAAGGGUGGCGGCCAUAUUCCUCCUGAAACAAAUCCCGAAGAAUCAUUUACUAUGGCUAAAAGGUGGUUGGACAAUGAGUCCCUAUAG